AUGAAAGCCUGGGUCUACGACGGCGCCGCCGGAGGCCUCGAGAAGAACCUGUACCAGCCUGCCGUUUACCACAAACCUCUCACGGCCUCCCUUUCCAAUCAACAAGUCAUGGUCGAAGUCAUCAGCAUGGCGCUCAACCCCGCCGAUUACAAAAUCCCAGAACUCGGCCUUAUCGCCAAAGCCAUGGUCUCCACCCCGGCAUCCCCAGGCAUGGACUUCUGCGGCCGUGUUGCAGAAACCGGGCGCGCUAUCGACUCUCUCCAGAUCGGCGAACUCGUCUUCGGCUACACCGGUGGACCCAUCAAGUUCGGUACUCUAGGCCAAUUCUGCGUCGUUCCCAAAGACGGCUGCAUUCCUCUCCCUGCCGGCGUCGACGUCGACGAUGCGGCCGCGCUUCCCGGUGCUGGCCUGACCGCGUACCAGUCCAUCAAGGGCAACGUCAAGGAGGGAGACAAGAUCUUCAUCAACGGCGGUUCAGGAGGCGUCGGCACCUUUGCGAUCCAAAUCGCCAAGAUUCUUGGCUGUCACGUGACAGUCUCGUGCUCUGGCGCGAAUGCGGAGCUGUGCAAGAGCAUUGGGGCUGACGAGGCAAUCGACUACAAGUCAGUCGACUUGAUCGAAGAAUUGAAGAAGAAGGGGGAGGUCUUCUCACUCGUGAUCGACAACGUCGGUACUCCAACUGGCUUGUACAAAGCAUCGAACUCGUUCUUGCUCUCGAACGGCAAGUACAUUCAGGUGGGCUCCGAGAUGUCCCUGUCAGCGACAACCAACAUUGUGGGCAACUUCAUGACCCCGCGGUUCUUCGGCGGUGGAUCCCGCAAGUAUGCGUUCGCUAGUGUUAAGACGAAUUACGAGGAUUUCUUGCAGCUGGGCAGGUGGAUGCGAGAUGGCAAGUUGAAGGCUGUGAUCGAUUCGAAGUUCGAAUACGAGGAUGCGCGGAAAGCUUUCGAGAAGCUAAGGACAGGUCGUGCGAAGGGGAAGAUUAUCAUCCACGUCGGAAAGAAGUGA
Messenger RNA from Mytilinidion resinicola, 1008 nucleotides. RefSeq names its product NAD(P)-binding protein. NCBI's taxonomy places the organism in Eukaryota, Fungi, Ascomycota, Dothideomycetes, Mytilinidiales, Mytilinidiaceae. The coding region runs from base 1 to 1008 and encodes 335 amino acids. The transcript has a single exon. Gene Ontology annotation, molecular function: oxidoreductase activity. The record is from RefSeq and is a predicted model, not a curated record. Gene Ontology annotation, cellular component: mitochondrion.